Oikopleura dioica is the source of this 1860-nucleotide messenger RNA. The record is from the annotation of a GenBank genome assembly. Lineage: Eukaryota; Metazoa; Chordata; Appendicularia; Copelata; Oikopleuridae.
AUGAUCAAAUACUUGAUUCGGAGGCUUGGAAAUUCGAAAAUGGAAGUUUGCUCGGUGCUCAGAGCAGAGUCACGUGCUAAUUUUCAUUUUAAAAUAUGGGGAAAGACCAGGAACAUCAACAGAAUCGACUCUGAUCCACUGGAAAAACUUGCCCACAGAAUCAGUUGUAUCCUCGAAAAAGACCUGAAGCGGCAGCAGCCGGCGAAAAAGAAGAGAAACGAAGAUGGAACUGCUGAAAAAUCGCCCUCGAAAGUACCGACAACGUUGUUGAAGAGCUUCGGGAAAGACUUAGACUUGGAAACAACAAGUAUUGAUGAUGCGCUGAGGUUAAAGGAUUUGACCCUUCAUGUUGGGGAAACAAGCUUCCGCUGCAUCGUCAAUCCGCCUAGAAUAAAAGAACUGGCUAUUACGCCGAAACCAAUGGUCAAUUUCAACGCUUUUGUCGACUGUAAAGCUCUCGAUGCGAAGAAUGGCGUCGUUUUUAAAUGGUAUGCUGGAGAAAUGAGCGAAUCCCCGGGAAUUGAGAAGGAUCCUAUUGUGCUGGACACUAUCAGAGCUGGAGUCGAUCUGACUUGCACAAAGAAAGGAGUUCAGAAGCCGACGUACUUUCGGCCGAUUGGAGAGUCGAGGGAGAACAGAUUCAAGAUAGACAAGGAUUUAGAAGGGAAGAUUCUCGUUUGUCUCGCAUGUCCUGUUGUUGGUGAAGGAGAUCCGUCUAUUUCAGCUGCUGCUACCUCAAAACUGCCAGUUUCAGCCGGUCCCGGCCUCUGUCCCUACCAAACCCGUCAGGAAGAAGAGACUCAGCGUCGGUACUAUGAAGAAAGCACCGAUAAAUUCCGCGUUGUCUCGUAUAAUAUUCUGUCUGACGGUCUAGCGGAGACAGAAUUUUCCAAGGACGGAUUGUUUCCAUAUUGUUCGGAUGAAUAUGUCUCCUGGAAUCACCGGAGCCACCUUUUGCUAGACGAGAUCAUUGGCUACAAUGCAGAUAUUGUCUGUCUACAAGAAUUGGAUUCAAAGAUGUUCAGGGGAGAAUUUUACAAGACGCUGGAAACUGAGGGAUUUGAAGGAGUCUUUUCGAACAAAUCGGCCAGUCCUGAAGGAACCUGUGCGCUCUGGAGAAAAAAGAGUUUCGAGAAAGUCAGAUUCAGUGAAUAUCCCAUCAAUGGAGCGCUUUUGGACAAGGAUGAAAAGCUUUUUGAUGAUUUGAGAGAAGUUGUCAUGAAAUGUAAGCCAGUAAAGAAAGCUCCGGAUGGAAAAGAGUCUGAAAAAGAAAAGGGAAAUCAAAAGUCCGGCCAGCUGAUUCUCCAACUGCCACAUGUUCUACAAGUAGUGACGCUUAAAAACAAAGCAACGGGGAAAAUCCUUCUUCUUUGCAACACUCAUCUUUUCUGGCACCCAAGAGGGAGCAACACAAGAGCCUUGCAGGCAAUGGUCAUUUCCAGGCUGAUCAAAAGGGAGCAAGAUCUUUUGGAGAAGGAAACGGGGGAGCAAGUGCCGGUAGUAUUCUGCGGAGAUUUCAAUUCGGUUCCCGAAAGGACAGCGGUGAGGUAUUUGACCGGAGCGACCGUCUAUCCUUAUGAUCUAGAUUUUUUCACGAGUGGCAAAGAUGGAAUUUUGCGAUUUGAAAAGGAAGUUUCUUCCCCGAUUGUUUUCGAGCAUGGAGUGAGGCCACUACCAAAGUACAGCAACUUCGUAGCUCCUUUCAUCGGCUUGUUGGACUUCAUUCUCAUCAACAACUUGGACUACGUCGAGAGCUGCAAAGAUUUCAAGCAUGAAGAUGUGACGAAACACAGCGGGAUUCCGUCAAAAGUGUUUCCUUCUGAUCAUUUAGCACAAGUUUCUGUAUUGAAGUUCAGAUAG